CUCACCUGCCUGCCUGCCACCUUCCACUCAACCUCCCGUCCGCCAAAACCCAUGCGCCAGCUCCUGAUCGACCUGGCUCCAACGUGACCUCGCGUCAGCACACCGAGCGGGCGGCCUCCUCCUCCGCCUCGACCAGCAGGCAACGAGACCCUCACGGCGCAGAUCACACACCACAUACCCCGCGAGCCACGAUGUCGUCCCCACCGUGGACCCCGUCCGCCUCAUCGCCCGCGCAGCAGCCAACACAGGGCGCAACGGCAGCAGCUUCGGGCACGGGAGCAGCAGCAAGCCCAGCAGGCAUCCCACCAACACCGACACCACCACCACCACCACCACCACCACCACCACCACCAGCAGCAGCCGACCCACCACAACAAGAAGACGCCCCCGCCGACGACGACGACGGCGCCCCCUCGCCCGACCUCCCCCUGACGAUGACGGCCUCGCUGGUCCUGACGCAGCUGCCGCGCGACGCGGCCGCGGCGCUGGCGGAGGCCGAGCGGGCGGCGCUGUUCGCCCCCGGGCAGAAGGUGAUCGUGCGGUUCAAGCCCGUGGGCGGGUCGGCGCCCCCCUUGCCCGCGCGCCGCGAGCGCAGCACCAUCUCGGCGACGAGCAGGUUCGAGGCGGUGGUCGCGUACCUGCGGCGGACGCUGCGGGUGGCCGAGACGGACAGUGUUUUCCUCUAUGUCAAUUCUACGUUUGCGCCUGCGCUGGAUGAGGUUGUUGGGAAUCUCUGGAGGUGCUUCAAAGACUCGAACGACCAGCUUAAUGUCGGGUACUCGAUGACGCCGGCGUUUGGAUGAAUGCGGAGAUCGAUCGAACACGGCGUGGCGAGAUACCGGACAUAUGCUUGGGAUGUUAUGGAAAGAGAGCACGUUGCUCCAAAUGAGUCGGGCCGAUGAGCUGGCUACAUUAUUAGGCCACGACCGCCGGCCAAAAGUCUAUCGAACAACCAAACGCCAUGCAUCCAACCGACAUGUUAUCGCGACAAGCCUCAAAAUGCCUUCUCAAAAGCCUCCAGUUCCUCCUUAGAUAUAGGGUAUGUGUGCUCCGGCGCUGGGUAUGCCCUGGUCUUGACCUCAUCCCGGUAGGCCUCGAUCGCCCUUAGGCUCUCAGACCACACAUCGCCAUACUUCUUGACGAACUUGGGCAGGAACCUGCCGGGCGGGAAGUUGCCCAGCAUGUCUAUCUGCACGAGCACCUGGCCGGAGCACGCGUUCCCGGCGCCGAUGCCGAUGGUCGGGAUGGACAGCUUGGACGUGAUGAUGCCGGCGACCUCGGCCGGGACGGCCUCCACGACCGUCGCGAAUGCGCCCGCCUCCUGCACGGCCAGGGCGUCCUCGAGCACCUUGGCCGCGCCGGCCGCCGUCUUGCCCUGCACCCUGAACCCGCCGAGCGCGUUCUGGCGCUGCGGCGUCAGGCCCACGUGCGCCAGCACGGGGAUCCCGGCGGAGGUUAUGCGCCUGAUGGUGGGCGCCAUCUCGCUGCCGCCCUCGAGCUUGACGCCCUGCACCCGGCCGGUCUUGAUGAAGCGGAUGGCGGUCUCGAGGGCCUGUUCUGGGGAUACCUCGUACGAGCCCAUGGGCAGGUCACCAACCUUUGUUCAUGUUAGCGAGGGGCGGUGGUUGAGAGUUCAAUGAGUAAGGGGGGAUACAGAGGGGGCGGGAUGUUGAGAUUGGAUGAUCGAGCAUGUCAUGAAGAGGGGAGGACGAGCCGCAAAGAGAAUGGGAGGACAACAAAGAAUAGAAAGAAUAAGACUAACAGUAAAGGCAGCCUUGGUGGCCCUCGCGACAGACCGGCAGUGCAGCAGCAUCUCCUCGACCAUGACCUCGGCCGUGUCCUCCAUGCCCAGGGCGACCAUGGCCAGGCUGUCGCCGACGAGCACGACGUCGACCCCGGCGGCGUCGGCGACGUGCGCGGAGGGGAAGUCGUGCGCCGUGAUGACGGCGAUGGGCUCGCCGCGCCGGUGCAUCGCGCGCAGCGUGCCGAGGGUGACCUUCUUGCGCUGGCUGCCGGGCCCGCCCGCCGCGCCGAGCGGCGAGUGCGAGCUGUACCUCCUGCUCUGGUGUUGUUGUUGUUGCCGGGGUGGUGGUGAUGGCCUCUGGUGGUGGUGGUGGUGCAGGGGUGAUGGCGGUGGUGGCAGGGGUCUGUUGCCUAGCGCGGCUGCAAGGGAGGGUACUACUACCCUCCCCGAUGCUGCGCACGUGCGCAGGGCUGUGGUGGGGAGGUGGUGCAUUGCGGGUGGUGGGCGGUGACGGCGGCGAUGUGGGUGAUGUGUGAGGAGUGCGGGUGGGUGGAUGGGCUGCACUGAUGGCGUCCCGAAGGGGGAUGGGAUGGAGUAUUGGCGAUGCUGGCCGGGCGGGUGAAAGAAUUCAAGGCUAGGUCAUAAGAUGGAAUGAAUUAUGGGGGGAUCGAUGAAUUGAGCGCCAGAUUUUUUUUUUGGUCUGUCGUUUGGUGGAUCGAUCAAUCAAUUUCCCGUCACUCGCGGCGAAGAGAAGAGGACCAAGUUCCCUGGACCGGCGGCCCACUGGCGCGGGCGAGGGCUGCGAGUUGUUUUAUUGAGGCCGGUCAUGAUGAUUACUGCCGUGUAUUUUCAAGCCCGGCCCGCGGCGGUGUGGUGGAUGUUUUCAGAACCGUCCGUAAUCGUAUGGCCCCCGAGCCGA
This is a messenger RNA of Diaporthe batatas, 2663 nucleotides long. RefSeq lists its product as uncharacterized. The transcript has 2 exons. Gene Ontology annotation, biological process: autophagy of mitochondrion; autophagosome assembly; nucleophagy. Gene Ontology annotation, cellular component: cytoplasm; Atg12-Atg5-Atg16 complex; phagophore assembly site membrane. The record is from RefSeq and is a predicted model, not a curated record. The coding region runs from base 192 to 803 and encodes 203 amino acids. NCBI's taxonomy places the organism in Eukaryota, Fungi, Ascomycota, Sordariomycetes, Diaporthales, Diaporthaceae.